Messenger RNA from Vicia villosa (hairy vetch), 900 nucleotides. RefSeq lists its product as uncharacterized. NCBI's taxonomy places the organism in Eukaryota, Viridiplantae, Streptophyta, Magnoliopsida, Fabales, Fabaceae. Bases 1 to 900 code for a protein of 299 amino acids. The record is from RefSeq and is a predicted model, not a curated record. The transcript has 2 exons.
AUGGUGCAAGGAAUAGGAGUGGAAGGAUCUAAAUUGAAAGAUUCUUUGUGGUGGAGGGACGUUAUUGCUAAUGAAGUAAAUACGGAAGCAAGUGAUGAAGGGUUCAAGAGUAAUAUUAGGUUAGAAGAUGGAUACUGUUGGCUGCCCACUGUUUUCAUGGGCUCUGCAGACGUUGUGGACGUGGUUAUCUCCAGUACUGUUUUAGCGAACCAAUGGCAGCAACUCAUGGCCAUGUUGGAUACGGUUUGGUCAAGGGAUUGUGUGGAGGACAGGUUCGUGUGGAAGCUGAAUUCAAGUUGCAUUUUCUCGGUGGCCAGUAUUUCUGCACUGUGUUCUCGUGCUAAGCAGUGUGCUUGGCAGCCCUUAACGGUGAGAAUUUUGAAAAUUUUAUGGCAUUUGGAUCUACCGUUAAGGAUUGCUAUUUUUGCUUGGAGAUUUUUCUCUUCUAGGCUCCCUACUAUUGACUCUUUGCUUGCAAGAGGAGUAGCUAAUAUUCCAAAUGUGUGCUGCGUUUUUUGUAGGGUUCAUCCGGAGUCCCUUAUGCAUGUUUUUUUCGAUUGUCAAGUAUCGAAGAAUGUGUGGGAGUGGGAUUAUUCUUGGCUAUGUGAUGAAGUUCUGUUUUCUUUGCAAGAAUUCAAAGAGUUCCUUGUUGUUCAAGAGAAGGUUAAGAAAGCUAAGGAUAGGGUGAAGAUUAAUUUCAUUUGGAUUUCCUUAAUAUGGAGUUUGUGGAUCAUGCGAAACUCUAUUAUCUUCGAGCAAGCUUCUUUUAGUUUUGAAUUGGUGGUCUAUAAUGUAAUGUUUUUAUCUUGGAGUUGGUUAGCUAGAAUAAGAUUGUCAACUUCUUUCUCUAGUUUCUAUGAGUGGUACAAGUUACCGCUUCGUUGUUUCGAGAACUUGUAA